Lepus europaeus (European hare) is the source of this 384-nucleotide messenger RNA. RefSeq names its product large ribosomal subunit protein eL43-like. Bases 39 to 317 code for a protein of 92 amino acids. Gene Ontology annotation, biological process: translation. Lineage: Eukaryota; Metazoa; Chordata; Mammalia; Lagomorpha; Leporidae. The transcript has a single exon. The record is from RefSeq and is a predicted model, not a curated record. Gene Ontology annotation, molecular function: structural constituent of ribosome. Gene Ontology annotation, cellular component: ribosome.
UUGAGUCCUCCCUGGGCUUGGACCUAGGUGGCGGCGCUAUGGCGAAAUGCACCAAGAAGGUCGGGAUCGUGGGUAAAUAUGGGACCCGCUAUGGCGCCUCCCUGCGGAAGAUGGUGAAGAAGAUUGAAAUCAGCCAGCACGCCAAGUACACUUGCUCCUUCUGCGGCAAAACCAAGAUGAAGAGACGAGCCGUGGGGAUCUGGCACUGUGGCUCCUGCAUGAAGACAGUGGCUGGUGGUGCCUGGACAUACAACACCACUUCUGCCAUCACAGUGAAGUCUGCAAUCAGAAGACUGAAAGAAUUGAAAGACCAGUAGAGGUGCCAUAUGAGACAUCAGCAGCGUAUAAUAAAUGGGUCAAUUUAUAUAAAAAAAAAAAAAGAAA